GCAUGUAGCCUCUGUCCUAUAGGGUGGGAGGUUCAUUAAGGAGUGAGGGUCAGGUUUGUAUCUGUAUAUGGAAAGAUUGUGUGGAGGAUGAAAUGCAUCAAGGGGAAUUAGGAGAAAGGAAUCCAUUAAAGUAGUCAGCUGGAGACACAAUGAGGGCUUGAAUGUCAGAUACUAAGAUGGUGGCGUGGUGAUGGAGGAAAGGGAACAUGUUGGGAUCAGAAGAGCUGAGUCCCCCUGCAUGUUGAAGUUGAGAGGGGAUAGAAUCAAAUCUGAGCAUUUCCUGUCCUCAUCCUUCCCACUGCAGUUCUGGGCUGCCAGGGGUGGAGAUUCAAUCUCCUUAUAGACGGAAAACAGUCUCUGCAGAAGCAGAAUUGCCUCCUUUGGUCGAUUUGCUGACAGCUAGAGACAGGUGUUUGAAUCCAACCUGCAAGGACUGUCUCCUCUCUGUGCCUGUCCACUGGCCUUAUCAUUUCUACAUUUCCAGAAGCGUCUCAGGACAGAAGUCAGGCUGCUCAGACACUGUUUAGGGAGAUUCUGGUUUGAGUAUUCAAACUUGAAGUAAGUGAAAAGUGCCAAAGACAAGAAGCUACCAAAGAAAGAAGCCUUUAGUGGUGUCCCAAUAUUCCCUGGUUUCCCAGAGGACCCCUCGGGGCGCUAAGUACUAGUUGAUCUGUCCUAGGUGGGGUUGACUGGGAAAGGUGAGUUCACUGUGAACAGUGGGGAACAUUGGCCAGCUUGAAGGGGAGGAGGCCAUCCUUCCCUGAAGUCUGAAGUCUCUGGGGAGCCAGGCCAAGACAGAGUGGCAGCACAGGGUGAUGGUUGACUGAUACCUAAUCAUAGAACACACUGUUGCCAUUUUCGAAAUGUACUGGUCUUGUAUCCUCUUCCCCUUGUCAGUGCCAGACAUGGUAGUAAACUUUCUUUUGGGCGUCUGUUUUUCCACUUGCAUAAUACCCCUGAUCUUCAGAUGGUUGCUUCUUGCUCGGUCAGGCUGGAGAUCUGUUGAUCAGGUUCUGGCUUUAUUUGGGCUGCAUUCUUUGUGAAGAGGCAGCUGAGUUACCUGUGUGGAUCAGACUGCUUCCCUGCUUCAUCAGUCACAACCCAUCUCUAUCAGCAAGUCACCUUGCAUAGACUCAGCUCACCUACUUUCUGCUUGAUGCUUUUCCUUUCCUUCAAAGAGGUGACCUUUUGUCUUUGUUCUAAGGGCACCUUUCCCUGGCACUCUAACUGUGAGGUGUUACAAGCAUCUACUGAGUUCAUCUUGUAUGGUAGGAGCACUUGCCAGACAGAGCACAUGUUUUAAUUGGAGAAGAGCAUUCUUGCCUGCAGAUAUUAGCUGUUACGCUUACCUCUUGAACAUUAUGUCCUAGGCAAAGCCUUGAUGCUGUUUUUGUUUCAUGUUUGUGUGUGUGUGUGUGUGUGUGUGUGUGUGUGUGGUGUGUGUGUUUCAAUUCUUACUGGGAUGCAAAAAGAUAUUUAUCAAAUGUUUAAAUCUACAGUAGUGCCACUGCUCUGGCAGGCAGAAAGAAUAAAUACAUAUCUAGCCAGGAUACCACUGAUUUGUCUUCUCUUUCCCACGUUGUUGCUGUUUUGUUGGCAGGACCAUCUGAUUCGUGUACUGGCGCAGUUUCGAUUUUAGUAGUGAGUGUGAAAAGAUUCCUGGGCUGCUUGCCGAAGCGAAGGGACUCCAGUGAGUGGGCUUCGGGGCUGCCGGUCUUGACUCCAGAAACCAGUGCUCUGUCUCUGUCAGGAAGGGCAGGCCGAGGGAGCUUGCCUGGGAGGGCUGUUGGUGACAGUGAGAAACCUCCCCUCUGAUGCCCGUUCCCCUCAGCAUGUUGCUGGUGUUGGAACCCAGGGCUUUGUGCAUGCUAGGCGAGUGCUGUACUGCAGAGCUAUAUCUCCAGCCCAAGAACUCUCUUAAUCUCAGUCUUGAUUUUCCUCAUUCAGUUGGGUUGAGAGUCAGGAAGGCCCCAGAACCGAUGCAGUUUGGGGACAGCAGGUUCAGGAUAGGAUGGGCAGCAGCUUCUCCGUAGGUCUCACCAUAAAAGUUUUCCUGGCAUCCUACAUUUCCCUCCCUUUCUAUUGAUCCCAGUCCCAUCACUGGGAGCUUAGAAUUGGGAUUGAACCUUAUCAGCCAGCCUUGUUGACUGUAGAGUGAGGCAUGGAAACCGUUUAGGGUUGGGUCAGCAGUUUCACAUCUGCAUAAGAACUCUGUUUUGGUGGUCGUGUUUACAGUCAGUUCACUUGAUUUCUGGUAAAUUAUAUAGACAGUAUGUGAAUACAUUCUCCUGCACCCCACCUUCCCAUUCAGUCAGUGUAGAAGUGUGAAGUGGACUUCUCAAGCCUUCUGUCCAGCACCUCUCCCCCAGGCCACACCACCUGCUGGGUCCUCAGGAGUAAGUAGUCUUAGCAUUUGGAUGUGUACCCUGAAACUGUCAGCUCACAUAGACAGGCUGUAUAGUUAGACUGUAUAGGCAGCCUGCAUAAAAGAAAGUUUUUUCUUUCUUUUAUAAGCUUAAAUCUGAUCACAUGUGUUCUACUACUUGCUUUGUUCAUGUAACACACUUUAGAGAUCUUUUCAUGUAUGUAGCUUUUCUUUGUUCUUUUAUUUUUCUACAAAAUAUGUUAUAGGUAUAUCAUAAUUUAUGAAUUGGUUUCCUUUUGAUGGACAGAUAUAUAAGUUAAUUCUUUAAAUUGUGAUGUUCUCUUCACACAGAAACACCUGUGUUUCUCUAGGAGUAGAACUGGUUUGUCCAGUGUUGCAUUCAUUUAACAUGCUGCCGUAGUACUUUUACUGUGCUCCUGGGAGAUGUGCUGCUUUCAACUACCAAUCGCGUAUGAGACUGCCCGUUUCCCCACUGGUGGCCAUUCUCCUGAAUGAAAUAGUUUGUGUUUGGUAGGCAUUUUGUUGAUUGUUGGUAAAGUUGUGACACUCAUCAUUCAGCCUCUGGAUCUUAGUGGUGAGAUCCUAGACUUUCAGUGACUGUAGAACAAGCCCACAGGACCUUGUCUCUGCUCUGGUCGAUGUGAGCCCCUGGAAGCAAGUGCUUCUGGUUGCACAUGCACAUUCUCUCCACUUCUCCCAGAAGCUAGGUACAGUGAUAGAACACUUUAAUUUUGGUGUAACAUGCCAGAGAGUUUCUCUGAAUCUCUCCCCUGAGGAACCAGGAGUGUGUAAGUACUAGUCAGUACUAAUGUGCCCAGCACUGCUGAGGCAGGGAUUCGGGAUUGGGAGGUGACUGGGAGAAUGUUUAGAUACCAUGAGCCAGAAAACCAGAUGCUGUUGUUUCUGGGAAGCCUGUGAGAAUGUGGUGAGGUGAGAUUCUGUAUGAGGCAGGUCUUUCCUUCUAACUGUGUGGCCAUAACCCUUCUGGCUUGUGCAGUGAGGUCACUGAAGUGCAGAGGGGUAAAGUAGAUGAUUUUCUUGGGCCAGACAAGGCUGGGAUUCAGCCUUGGGCCCGCCUGCCUCCAAAGCUUAUGUUUUUAUGUUCCUAAUAGUGCUGGCCCCGAGAUGAUAUCCAUCAUUCCAUGGUUUCAUUCUCCUGGUCACCUGUAUUUGCAUCAGUGUGUGUGUGCAUGGAUGUUUGUGAACGAUGGCAAGCUCGUUUUGCAACCCUGAUGUAUUUGCUCACCCAGCCAGAUGUCCGAGGCCUGCAGGUUGAAUGGGGAGAAGGCUAUACCCAAGACCUGCAUAGCAACACAGUGCAGGGGUCCAGAUGAGGAAAAUGAAACCUUGCUGUUGGGAGCCGAGCUGGGUGGGUGAGCCUAGGAGCACCCAGAGCACCCAGAAAGGAUGCAGCAGGACUGGGGCAGACGUGGUAGCCUGUAGAGUCAGGUACACGGGCCUGUAACACGAGUCUGGAUGAUGUAUGUAAAAGUUAACUAUACAAAUGAGAUAGCCAUAGCCUGUGGUGUGAGAGAGAUUCCAGAGUAGUGUGUGACGAGUGCCAGAGGGAUGGCCCUAACAGGAAGUCAGCAGAAUGGAGACUUCACCUUGACUCUGGAGGUCUGAGAGGCUUCUCAGAAGCAGAACAAAUUGAAACAAACCUUGCUUACCCCUUAGAGAACAGGGGAAUUCAGUUUUUAAUCCACCUUGCACUUGACAGGUAAGGAUACUUGAGACCCCAGGGAUGAGGUACCUUGUUCAAGGUCGUGGUCCUUGUGAAUGGGAGCCACGCCUGGAUCCUGCCCCUCUGUCCCACCCCACCACAUAUGUGCUUAGUUAUUGCUGCUGUAGCAGUUCUCCUGGGAGCUAGCUGGUACUUAUCACCUAUAUUAUGGGCCAAAUGAACGAACAAGGUCCCAAUUCAGUUUUUUACCUGACUCGUCUGUCUGAGUGAAGUUAGAGUGUCAGCUUCUCAGUUUGGCCUUGGGUAGAGUAAGUGUAACACCCCUGCUUCCCUUCUAAGUAGAUGUUGAUUCACUCAGGAAAUAUUUACAGUGUCCACCAGGUGCCAGUUACUGUUCUUGGUACUGGGGAUUGUGCAAUGAAUGAAAGAGGCCAAAAUCCUUGUUAGGCUAUUUUCUAGUGAGGGUGACAGACACUAAUGAAUACGUACUGUGUAUGCUCGUGCCCUAGGAGUGUGGUAACAAAACAGAAGUGUGUUCUACCCCAGUUCUGGAGGCUCUGAAGGGCCUGUUACCUGCUUCUUUCUGAGCUUCUGGUAGUUGCUGGCACUUUUUGGUGCUCCUGACUUGUGACAGCAUAGGUUUUGUGUCUGUCUUUGCUGUCACAUGCCAUUACUUGGGGCUUCCCAUGUGUCUGUGUAUUAGGGUUCUCCAGAGACACACAACUAAUAGGAGACCGGUGUUAGAGCAUGACUCACUGUAUUAGGGUUCUCCUGAGAAGCAGAACAAAUCAGGGUGUGUGUUUGUGUGUACAUGAAGAGAUUUGUUGUAAGGUUUUGGCUCGUGUGAUUAUGGAGCCUAAGUCCCAGGAUCUGCAGUAGCAAGAUGGAGACCCAGCAGAGCUAAUGGUGUCAGUUCCAGUCCAAGUCUCAGGGUUGAGAAUCAGGAGAGUGGAGGGUAUAAGUUCUGGUCUGACAGCUGUCAGUUUUAAGAUACUAAGAGAGCCAGUUUUUUGGUUUAAGUCCAAAGGCAGGACAAGACCAGUGCAGCAGCUCAAACUAGUCAAUCAAGAGGACUUAGUUCCCUCUUAUCCAAAAUGUUUGUUCUGUCAGGUCUUCAUUUGAUUAAUGAAGUUCACCAACGUUAGCCAGGACAAUCUGCUUUACUUUACUCAAUCUACCAAUGCAAAAUUUCAUAUUAUCUAGGAUCCCUCCCCCAACACAGAAUUGAUGGCUAAAUAUCUGGGCUUGUUGAUAAGUAAAAUUAUCCGUCACACUCAUCUUAACCAAUUGUAUAUGCAAAGAUCCUAUUUCCAAAUAAGGUCACGUUCUGAAGUUCCAGAUGGAUAUGAGUUUUUUGGGAUACUGUCAAACCCGGGAGUAUGUGAGAUGAGGCAAAGGGGGAAGGUGAGGUGUUGGAAGGUAGCCAAGGAAGGCCUUGCUGAGAAGGAGGUGUUCAAGCUUCAGUGAGGGGGAGGGGUGAGAGGAAGGCAUGUUCUGGGGGAGGUUCUGAAUGGAGAAGAAGGGUCAGCAAAUUGCAGAGGCUCUGAGGUGGGUUCAUGUGCCAACAAAUGGCAUAGGGCCAGGGUGGUUAAGGAGCAAUGUGUGUAAGUGGGGAUAUGUGAGGGGAUUGAGGAUCAAGGAGGUCCUUGCCUGUUUUUGUGAAGACUUUGUUCUAGUAGGCCUGGAGCCACCCUUGUGGCUUUGAGCACAAUAUGAGAGCAAGAUAGUGUAAACCAACUGAAUUUUUCUAAGCUUAAUGGCCAUGCCAUCCGUGUGUGUGUGUGUGUGUGUGUGUGUGUGUGUGUGUGUGUACCUAGAUAUUUUGCAGCAGUUAUUUCGAGGUUUUUAAAAAAUGUAGUGCUCUCUUGACUAUUGAUCCACCAUCCUUUCUGUCUGUUCUCUUUCCUUCCAGAUGCCUUUCACCCCAUAAACCACAUGCCUGGAGAAGGAGACAGUAGACAGGAGUUACUCAAGUCACCUUUACUGGAAAUCAGUUUGCUGAAAUUAUUGAAACAGCGGUUCUUGAGUUUGAGAAAAAGAAGGAGCCUUAUACCCAGAUGGAACAUCUGGCAGGAACAAGGAUGAUGACAUGGUUCCUCCUGGCAAAAACUAUACCUACGUCUGGCCAGUGAGAGAGGAAUAUGCACCUGCUCCUGCAGAUGCCAACUGCCUGACCUGGGUAUACCAUUCACACAUCGAUGCCCCUGGGCUAAUUGGACCCUUGCUGGUGUGUAAGGAAGAUAAGCUGAACAGAUAUUCAGGGACAAGGACUGAUGUGGAUAGAGAAUUCAUUAUAAUGUUUACUCUCGUGGAUGAGAAUCAAAGCUGGUACCUUGAUGAAAAUAGCAGACAUUUCUGCACUGACCCAGAUUCAGUAGGCAAAGAUGAUGCUGUAUUCCAGAGAAGCAACAAAAUGCAUGCCCUCAGUGGAUUCCUUUUUGGAAACUUUCCCGAGCCUGAAAUGUGUGUUGGUGAAUCUGUGUCCUGGCAUCUGUUUGGAAUGGGGAAUGAGAUUGACAUCCAUUCCAUCUGUUUUUAUGGUAACACCUUCAUCAGCAGAGGGCAUCGGGCUGAUGUUGUCAACCUGUUCCCAGCUACCUUCCUCACGGCAGAAAUGAUAGUUGAGAAUUCUGGGAAAUGGAUGAUAACCUGCCAAGUCAGUGACCAUCUACAAGCUGGCAUGCUGGGGCAAUACAAUGUUGGUAACUGCAAAAGUGACAUUCUUCACCCCAAGAUGAAUGGGCAGCAGAGGCGCUACUUUAUAGCAGCUGAAAAAAUUCUUUGGGAUUAUGGCCCUCUAGGUUAUGAUAAAUUCAGCGGUCUUCCCCUAAAUGCCUCUCGCAGGAUACAUAUAGUGGUUUGAUGGGUCCUCUGAUUACAUGCCGAGAAGGAGUAUUGAAUGAAAAGGGAAGAAGAAGUGAUGCUGACUAUGAGUUUGCUCUUUUGUUUUUGGUAUUUAAUGAGAAUGAAUCCUGGUAUCUGGAUGAUAAUAUUAAGAAGUAUCUCAAUAAAGAUCCACGAGAUUUUAAACACACUGAUGAUUUUGAAGAGAGCAACAAAAUGCAUGCCAUUAAUGGGAAGAUUUUUGGAAAUUUCCAUGGCCUCAUAAUGAAUGAAGAUACAAUGACAAACUGGUAUUUGUUAGGAAUAGGAAGUGAAGUAGAUAUACAUACCAUCCAUUACCACGCUGAGAGCUUUCUUUUCAAAGUAAGUAUAAGAAAUAUGCUUUGGGG
This is a messenger RNA of Castor canadensis (American beaver), 7303 nucleotides long. The record is from RefSeq and is a predicted model, not a curated record. NCBI's taxonomy places the organism in Eukaryota, Metazoa, Chordata, Mammalia, Rodentia, Castoridae.